Lingula anatina is the source of this 5268-nucleotide messenger RNA. Its product is annotated as multidrug resistance-associated protein 1. Lineage: Eukaryota; Metazoa; Brachiopoda; Lingulata; Lingulida; Lingulidae. Gene Ontology annotation, cellular component: membrane. Gene Ontology annotation, biological process: transmembrane transport. The record is from RefSeq and is a predicted model, not a curated record. Gene Ontology annotation, molecular function: ATP hydrolysis activity; ATP binding; ABC-type transporter activity.
GGUGAAGUUGUAAACCUCAAUACACCUGUUGAUUUAUAAGCUAUCUGCCUUACGCUAAUAAUUAAGAUGUGCAUCAAAAGCCAUUUAUAGAAGACUGGUGCAGAAGGACUCGUGUUAAAUGGGUCUAGAAAGUAUUAGCCACUCAAAAAGUUUUUUGAACCAAGAUGGAGGAGAUAUAUUGGACAGAUAUUUGUGGAAAUUCUAGCCAAUACUCGCCUUUCUGGAGCCCGAGUCUGACAGUGAACACCAGCAACCCAGACUUCACCCAAUGCUUCCAAGACACUGUGUUGGUGUGGGUCCCAUGUGGGUUUCUAUGGAUCUAUGCAUUGUACUACAUCCCAUCUCUCAGGAAGGAACCAGUGGUUCACAAAUUAUCACAUGGAGGGAAACUUCAGAUGUCUAAAUUGAUUCUGUCCAUCUUGCUGUGUUUGACUGUUCUAGUUGAUUUCUUCAAGACAUUGGGGGAUAUAGCCACCAAUCCAGCCCCAGUGUUUUAUAUGACACCUCUCAUUUAUUUUGUUUCCUUUGCUUUGUCUACCUUUCUCAUAAGCUAUGAAUUCGUGAAAGGUGUGGCGUCUUCAGCAAUCCUCUUCUUAUUCUGGCUGCUAUUGCUCAUAACUGGAGUGAUCACUUUCAGAUCCCAAAUUCUCCAGUUAGAAAAUGUGGAAAAUGUGAGUGUGUUUCGAGCGGUGACAACUUUUGUCUACUUCACCUUUGUUCUUCUUGAGUUUAUUCUCCAUAUUUGGGCAGACAAGAGAGCCCUGCCUGGCUCUCUAGCAUCAGAGUAUCAGCCAUUGCUUGGUGCUGAAUUGGAGAAAGAGGACAUUUUGGAUGAAAAGGCAAUGUGUCAAGAACUUACAGCUUCAUAUGUGUCCCGGAUGUUGUUUUGGUGGAUUACAAGACUGGUCAUCAAAGGAUACAAGAGACCAUUGGUUUUUAGUGACCUUACCAAGCUGAAACCAUCAGAUUCUUGCAGAAGCAUUGUGCCAUCCUUCUUAAGGCAAUGGAACAAGCAAGUGAUCCGGAAUAACAGCUCACCUGCACUUCAGUUUUCUAUCAGUCACAAGAUUCACAAAGCAACUUAUGACAAUAACAAAACAAAUGAAAGCUAUCAAAAUGCCUAUCAAGAAGAAGUUCCCUAUGUGAAAAUGGUGAACAGUGGCAGAAGACAUAAGGGAGAGCCAAGUUUUACCAAAGCAAUGUUGUGGAGUUUUGGUGGUUACUACGCAUGGGCUGGUCUUCUGAAACUUGUGUAUGAAAUAGUGAUGUUUGUUAACCCAGUGCUACUAAGCUAUUUUAUCAGCUUCAUUGAAUCAGAUGAUCCCUUCAUAUGGCGGGGAUACCUGCUGGCUGUAGUGAUGUUCAUGACCAGUUUAUUGAAAGCAUUCUUAAACCAGCACCAGUACUACAUGUCGCAGGUGGUUGGCCUCAGGAUGAGAACUGCCGCCAUUACAGCUUUGUACCGAAAGUCUUUAAGGCUGAGCAAUGAAUCCAGGAAGAAUUCUACUGUUGGUCAAAUAGUCAACCUGAUGUCUGUCGAUGCCCAGAAGUUACAGGAGGCACCGUUCUUUCUGCACAUGAUAUGGUCCUGUCCCCUCAGUAUUAUUAUAUCUGUUGCCUUAGUCUGGCAGUACCUUGGACCAGCCACUCUGGCUGGAGUCAUGGUCAUUCUUCUCAUGCUUCCAGUCAAUUUUUACUUUGGAAACAAGAUCAGAUAUAACCAGGUUCUUCAAAUGGGCAAAAAAGACAUUAGAAUAAAGUGUCUGAAUGAAAUCCUCAAUGGAAUCAAAGUGUUAAAACUUUAUGGUUGGGAAACCUCCUUUGAAGAAAAGACAACUGCUAUUCGUAAAACUGAAUUAAGAUACAUGAGGAAUGCCUCCCUCUCAUUGGCAAUGUGUGACAUAAGCUAUUUCUCAGUGCCGUUACUGACAGCCCUUACCAGUUUUGCCACCUUUGUUCUUUCCGACCCCAACAAUGUCCUUGACCCAAAUACAGCAUUUGUCUCCCUGGCCUUGUUCACCAUUAUGAAUGAACACCUGGGUUUCCUGCCCUAUGCUCUCAUGUUCUUGAUACAGGCUGGCAUUGCAAUGAGGAGAAUUGGCAGAUUUAUGAAGAUGAGUGAACUUGACUUGGACACUGUGGACAGAAGAAACAAUGGAGGUCACCCAAUAUCUCUGGAGAAUGCCUCCUUUGCUUGGGAAGAAGGAACACCAACUUUGAAAAAUCUUAAUUUUCAACUUGAGCAAGGAGAGUUGGUGGCAGUGGUGGGACAAGUUGGAAGUGGGAAGUCGUCUUUAAUAUCUGCUCUGCUGGGAGAGAUGGUGCGCACUGAUGGAUAUGUGAGAAUACAAGGCUCUAUGGCCUAUGUUCCCCAGCAAGCAUGGAUCCAGAACCUGACCCUGAAGAAUAAUAUCCUCUUUGGCAAAGAGCUGAACCAGACUUUCUACAGGAGGUGCAUCAGCUGCUGUGCCCUGGAGCCAGAUUUGAAGAUGUUACCAGGAGGGGACCAAAUUGAAAUUGGGGAGAAGGGUAUUAACUUGAGCGGAGGACAGAAACAGCGAGUCAGUAUGGCCAGAGCAGUGUACCAGGACUGCGAUGUCUACCUGCUGGACGACCCUCUCAGUGCUGUGGACAGCCAUGUUGGAAAGCACCUGUUUGAUAAAGUGAUUGGACCUGAGGGAAUGCUGCAGUGUAAAACAAGAAUACUGUGCACAAACAGCAUCAGCUGCCUUUCUAAAGUAGAUAAAAUCAUAGUGUUGAAUAAGGGAGAGAUCUCUGAGAUUGGCACCUACCAGGAAUUGCUGAGUCAUAAUGGUGGCUUUGCCGAGUUCAUUAAAACCUACCUCAGUGAACAGGAUGAGCAAUCAGAGGACGAAGAUGAAGAAACUACUGAAAUUAAAAACCAGUUGAGACAGCAGAUUUUGAUGCUCUCGGGAAGCAUAAAGGAAAGUGAGAAAGAGGUGUCCAAAGGCCAUGACACUUCCCUCAAAGUGAAACGAAGAAGGUUUUCUGAGAGAUCAGAGGAGUCCGAGGUGAUCCAUCAUGAAGUGGAAACUGGUGAAAAACUGAUAGAGGAGGAAUAUGCUGCAGUUGGAAGGGUCAGAUGGGGUGUGAUUCGUGCCUAUGUAAAAGCUGCCGGAAAACUCUAUACAUCCUGCCUUUUGACCUGCUACUCAGGUUAUGUGGUGAUGUUGAUAUUAACUAACAUCUGGUUAAAUAUAUGGACAAAUGAUGCAGCUGCUUUAAAUGGAACACAAUCCAGGGAGCUCACAGAUCUUAGACUGGGAGUGUACGGAGGACUUGGAGCAACGCAGAUGGCGUUUGUGGCAGUAGAGUAUGUGGCUAUUGUGCUAGGAACUUUGCAAGCUGCCAGAGUUCUUCACAGAAACUUCUUGCAGAGAAUAAUGAAAGCACCAAUGCACUUCUUUGAUACCACACCAAUAGGUCGUAUUAUCAACCGUUUCUCCAAAGACAUGGAUACUUGUGACAUUAACAUCCCUCUGACACUGGUGUGGUUUGCUGGUGCCCUGGCUUUUGUGUUCACCACCCUUGUUGUCAUCAUCUAUAGUACACCAACCUUUAUCCUGGUUGCCAUACCACUGAUCAUUAUUUACCUCAUUAUUCAGACCUUCUACCUGUAUACAGCAAGACAACUUCAAAGGAUAGAUGCCUUAAAAAGGUCUCCCAUAUAUUCCCACUUCAGUGAGACUUUGGUUGGGGUGAGCUCAAUACGAGCCUACAAACAGCAGGACCGGUUCAUACGGACCACAGACAGGAUGGUGGAUGACAACCAGAUAGCGUAUUAUCCUAAUAUUGUGUCAAAUAGGUGGCUGGGUAUUUGCCUGGAAGUUUUGGGUAGUUCUGUCAUAUUGUUUGCUGCCAUCUUUGCCCUGAUUGCCAGGGAGUCGGAAGGAGGCAUAAGUGGUGGAGAAGUAGGCCUUUCUGUGUCCUUUUCAUUGCAGAUGACGGAACAGCUGAACUUUGUGGUGAAAACAAUGUGUGAUUUUGAAAUGCAGAUAGUGUCCAUUGAACGAAUCAAGGAGUAUUCUGAAGUAGAAAUUGAGGUAGGCUGGAUUUUGGAAGUGUUUAUAGGUCAAGACCCAGUGUUGUUCUCUGGAAGUCUAAGAAUGAAUCUUGAUCCAUUUGAUCAGUACAGUGACAAUGACAUAUGGAAUGCACUGGAGCAUUCACAUUUGAAUGGUUUUGUUCGCUCUCUGCCCGAAGGACUACAAUAUGAGUGCAAUGAAGGAGGAGAAAACCUGAGUGUUGGUCAGAGACAGUUGGUUUGCUUAGCAAGAGCUUUGCUGAGAAAAACCAAGAUCCUGGUUUUAGAUGAAGCCACUGCUGCUGUUGACAUGGAAACAGAUGACUUGAUUCAGACAACUGUCAGGAAUGAGUUCAAAGACAGCACAAUUCUUACAAUUGCUCACAGACUAAAUACAAUCAUGGAUUACACUAGGGUGUUGGUACUUGAUCAUGGUGAAAUUAAAGAAUUUGACUCUCCUACUGAUUUACUUGCAAACAAGAGGUCAAUAUUCUUUGGAAUGGCAAAGGAUGCAGGACUGGUUUAAUGAUUAAAGGCCCACUGCACAUAUGGCAGUUAUGUGAGGGGGUUGAACCCUUAAGCCAAGAGUAUUCAUCUACAUCUGCAAAUGAGAUUUCCAUUCAAGAAAUAAUAGUUUUUGUGCUACUGUAAAGAUACCAUAAAAGGAACGGGUUUAACAAAAUCAUUUAAGAUUAUUUUUCUGUGAACAUUUGAGUGUUGCAUGUAUGACAGCAUCUAGUACACUGUUAUUAUAAGCUAAAACUCAAAUAUCUCCCAGUUUUCAGUUGUAAAAACAUUGGUAGUGAUGAACAUGUAGUUAUACCUUUAAAAGUAGAUUAAAAAUAUGAAUGUUUGUUCAUGAAACUUAAUACUAAAAAUUAAUUAUACUUACAGAUAAAUGGGUUUUUAAUAUAUUACAGUGUAUAUUUUAGUCAGUGACAAACUUUCUAAAUAUUACUUAACUACUGAAGUUAUUAUCUACAGUGCAAUUAAUGAUUCUUUAAAAUCCAGAAUGAUCAGUGUACAUUGGAGGAUACUUACUAUGACUUUAGUUUAGUGGCAUUUGGUGAGCACAAUAAAAUUAGGGCAUAAGCUCAGCAUCUGUGACUCUGUGCACAAAUAAUUUAAAAAAUACUGGGUGAAAAAGAGAUAAAAUGCCAGAAAUACCUCUCUACUUUACAUGCGUUCAGCUUGAAAGUCCAUCCCCCUUAUGUCAAACAAAC